AUGUGGAGGAUGAAUAAGAUAGCCGUGGCUUUCAACGAAGCAGCACGGCUCUGCGAGACCAGUGGUAGCGAACACUCUCCGGAGGACUCGACCGAGUCCGACCUGUCGGAUCUCGUGAAUUCGUUCUUCGAGAGUGGUGGGGGUUUUGAGGUCGAAAUCGAUGAAACGGCGACGUUUUGUCGAGAGCGAGACGUCUCCGAUGGUUAUUGGCUGGAUUCCGAGACGAAAAGUAUGUUGCUGGGUUUGCUGCAAUACGACCAAGAGGACGAUGUGAAGCAAAUGGUUAAGAAAGAGACAGAACAUGCAUGUGAGAUGUCGAUAGGGUACGGUUUAUCCGAUGAUUUCAAGCGUCGGUUGAUGUCUCAUCUGCGCGACAAGGGCUUUGACGCUGGUUUGUGCAAAUCCCGGUGGGACAAACUAGGACGAAAUCUACUCUCGGGAGCCUAUGAGUACGUAGAUGUGUAUACCAAUGGAACUCGGUACAUUGUGGAAGUAAAUCUCGUGGCUCAUUUCGAAAUAGCUCGACCGACAACUAGUUACGCCUCGUUACUCGAACUUAUCCCACCGAUCUUCGUCUGUAAACCCAAAGAGCUGAAGCAGGUCGUGAAACUAAUGUGCAAAGCAAUGAAGGAAUCCAUGAAAGCGGAGGACAUGCACUUGCCGCCGUGGCGGCGGAGCGGCUACAUGCAGUCCAAGUGGUUCGGUCUUUACAAGCGUACCGUCAAUGAUGUUCCGAUUCGGCCGACGAUUUCGUUCCACUGCAGGGAUAAUUUUGCUGGCGACGAUGGGUUGAAAGUUGGGUAUUUAGCUGCUGCCUUGGAAGGCAGUAACAAGGAUUAA
Messenger RNA from Hibiscus syriacus, 840 nucleotides. RefSeq lists its product as uncharacterized. Bases 1 to 840 code for a protein of 279 amino acids. The transcript has a single exon. The record is from RefSeq and is a predicted model, not a curated record. Lineage: Eukaryota; Viridiplantae; Streptophyta; Magnoliopsida; Malvales; Malvaceae.